AGCGUCACCCUUUCAGACACCAGAACUUUUUUCUGUGCAUUUACAGAGAGCUGAUAUAUGCCAUUUUAAUCUGCAAGCUUUUCUUGUGAUUUCUGAGACAGAGUAAGUGGGCAGAUGUGACAUAUCUACAGAUAUCUUUAAUGGCCUAAUUAAGGGCAUAUGCCAGUUUUUAGAUCUAUCCUUAAUUUUUUAAAUAUUAUUAUUUUUUUGUCUGGCAAUAGAGGGUUUGCCCUCUUUUACUUAAUUUUUAGUCUUGAUAACAUCACAUUAUUGGAAGAUGAGGGUGCAGUGUUUUCUCCAAUUCUGGAUUCUCCUGAGUGCUGUUGUGGCUGUGACAGCUUUUCACCCUCAACCCAACCAAUUUAGCCUCUACUCUGGACCCCCACCACAAUACGGCUCCCCAAAACCAGCCGCCAGGCAUAAGAACCACUGUGCAUAUGUUGUGGAGAAGACUGUCUCAUACUCUGUUCAGGGUGGAGCAGCACCCUUUGUGAAGGCAGAUUACAACAAGUGUGCCUGGGGUCAGAAAUGCCCUGCUCUAAAGUAUCGCAUGUUCUAUAAGCCCAUGUAUAAAGUGGCAUAUAAGACUCUGACUGAGCUGGAGUGGAAAUGCUGUCCUGGAUAUGGAGGUGUUGGUUGUACUGCAGUCUAUGGAAUGAAAUCAAGACCCACUUUCAAAGGACCAAUGCCUGCACAGAAGGGUCCUAUGUCAUCAUUUAAAGGGCCAAUGCCGGCACAUAAUGGUCCUAUGCCUACAUUCAAAGGGCCAAUGCCUGUUCAAAAGGGCCCUAUGCCUUCCUUUAAAGGGCCCAUGCCUAUGCAGAAGGGUCCUAUGCCUCCUUUCAAAGGGCCCAUGCCUGCACAAAAGGGUCCUGUGCAUUCUUAUAAAGGGCCCAUGCCUGCACAGAAGGGUCCUAGACCAUCAAUUAAAAGUUAUUAUCCCUCUAAAAAGGGUCCAAUGCCUUACUUUAAAGGGCAAAUGCCCCGACACAGCUAUGAUGGGAACCCCUGGAAUCAACCUCAGGCACCAUCUAAUAGCAUGAAUGGAUACCAAGGUCCUAAUACUGGGCCCACUUUCCGAGACACCUCAUUUGAAGCUCAUCCGGACCACCAGGGGCCUGAAGUAUAUGAUCCUGAACUAAUGCCAGAACCUGAAAAUCCUGGCCAUGAUCUAAUUCAUGAAGGGCCUGAGCCAAUCACAGACUACCAGGAUCCUCAGCCAGAAAUCCAUGGCACUAUUCCACAAGGCAGUGAGACAGAGCCUGUUCCUAAUGCACAAACGCCCUCUGGUGGUAGUGAAACAAGCCUAGAUCAUGAUGACAACAGUAUUGAAGAUGAACGACUGGAUAGGUUAGAGGAGGAUGUUCAGAGACUCUCACUUGGUCUUGAGACUCUCCGUGGAACAGUGACAGGCCUGGAGAACAGCUUGCGUGCUUCCCUCCGUGAAGACGCCAAUCGGAUGUUGACUGCACUUAUUUCUGCUGCUCCCAGCCCUAUUGCUGCUCCAUCUCUGUCCAGAGACACUUCCGUGGGUUUCGGAGAUCUGCCUGGAGGGGCACCGGAUAUUAAAGGUUCAGAUGUGAUGGGGCAGUUCCCAAACCUGGUUGAUUUAGCUGAAAGUGUAUCAGAGUUGCGAGCGGAGCUAGUUGUACAGACAUCUGAGCUGGCAGAGUUGAAAGGGGCAGUCUUGGGUCACAACAACACCCUUCAAAUUCUAUCAGAGGGCACAGGGAACCUGACUCAAGCUGACUUCCAAAAUGUUCUUGAGACACUUGUGGAGUCCAAAAUGAGAGAGGCUCGGGUGGCAAUCCUAGACAGGUUUGAAAAGAGAGUGGAGAGUGCUGAGGAGCGAUGCGAAGGUCGGGUGGCAGAGGUGCGGCUCCAGUGCAAGGACGAACUUUUGAAUGGACAGGAUCAGACUGAGAAAGUCCUAGACAUAACGGUGACAGGAUUGAGGACAGAACUUCAAAAACUCCAAGCUCAGCUUCAAGACCUGGAACCUGAAGAGGGUUGCUGCUUUGCAGUGUCUGGUGUAACUGAAAGGGUAGUUUAUCUGGAGAAAUCAGUGGGUGGCUUGAAUGAAUCCCAAAUACACCUCAGUGCCGAACUUGGAGGACACAAGGACCAUAUAGAGGGCAUGUUAGAGGGCAGGCUAGGCUAUGUCGAAGACAAGUUGAACAUUGCAAUAAAUCAAGAGGAAACGAAUGUUAGCAAAAAAGUGCCUAGCAGCAUAGAGGCACAAAUUGAGAAAAAGCUAAUGGCUCUUGAAAAUCGUCUCUUGGCUGCUAUGGAAGAGUUCGGUAAUGUCAGUUCACCAGCCUUGCUAGAGGGUCAGGCUGUACCCAUACUGGAAUCUGAAGUAGAAUCACUCCGGAAAAAAGUGGAGGAGGAUUUGGAUCGUGUUCAGGAGCAGCUCAGAUCCAUUGAAGUCCACUGUACAUCAUCAUGUGUUCCACAACCUGUUCUUACUGGAUAUGCAGCUCCUUUGGCAACUGAGGAGGAAAGAGGUGAGGAGAUUCACAUGAAACUGGAUGGCAAACUUGAUUUACAAGCAGAGAGAUUGAACCGCCUCAACACCACCCUAUCUAAUCUUCUCAUCCAAUUGGCUGAGAAACAGGAGGUGGCUGGUCUUCAGGAUGAGGUGACCCUCCUGAAAGUCACUGUGAACUCUGUUAACAGAUCUCUCUGUGGCUUGCAAGAGUCACUUGGUUCUGUGAUCAAAGAGGUGGGCCACACCAACUUUACCUGGCAAGAGAGAGAAGAGAGGCUUGUACAGCAGGUGAAGGGUGUGGUGCAGUUGGUGGGACGACAGGCAUCUAUGUUGGGCACUGGGGAACGAAGGCUGACCCAUCUGAAAGGGGAACUCCACGAUCUGCGGCGCAGAGUGUCCGGAGACCUCAAAGGUUGCCGCUCCACUACCUUAGGUGUCCAGAAGGAGGUGACUGAAGUUGGGGGUCGUGUUACCCGUGUAGAGGGCCAAUGUGGAGGCCUGGCACACCUAGCUGAAGACCUGGAGAGAAUUCGGGGAGAACUGGAGAGACACUCUGAUGGGUAUCUGUCUCAUGUUAAUAGCACUCUUGUUAACCAUUCUCACCAGCUGUCCGAGCUCAGAGAUAGUCUCCAAAACUGCACUGGACCAUCUGGGUUUAACAAGAUAGCAGGGGACAAUUUGUUAUCUACAACACAAAAAAGGGCAGAACACCACACAACAGAACCAACCCAUCCAAGAAGAGACCAGUUUGCAGUCCCUACACAGGACAUAGGUGUCUAGUAAUUCAAGUGAACUUUAAUAUUUGAAGACAUACACCAACACAUAGUAGACAGUCUAUCAAAUAUAUACUGUUAGAUAUUAUUAGUUACUCAGGACACCCUUCUCUUCUACCAACCAUCCGAUGUAUGUUCAGUGUUGUUGAAUUUCAGACUUUACAGUCUGUGGUGCUGCUGUUGUUUUUGCUUUGUAUUCAAUUGUUUGUUUUAUAAUUCACUUUGCUUUUUUACGGUUGAUUGAAAGUUUUUCAUUUUCACUAUGUGCUACACAAAGGGCAAAGCUCACAACUUUACUUAAUUUCUGACUUUGCUUAUUACCUCUUUUUACACUGUGUUUGUAAUUUUAACAGGAAUUGUAUGCAAAAUGUUUAAAUAUA
Molecule: messenger RNA, 3644 nt
Organism: Xyrauchen texanus (razorback sucker)
Lineage: Eukaryota; Metazoa; Chordata; Actinopteri; Cypriniformes; Catostomidae
Product: EMILIN-3-like
Exons: 4
Coding region: 278-3271 (997 amino acids)
Cellular component (GO): extracellular matrix
Molecular function (GO): protein binding
Source: RefSeq, a predicted model, not a curated record